AUGAAGCAUCAUCACCAUCUUCAUUCUUACAAAACAAACAAAACAAGAAAAGAAAAUGAGAGAGAAAGUGGGCUGUCGGAGCUAUCGCAGCGAAGGGAAGGUGGUGCGCGGUGGCAGACGGCGAGCCUCGCAGCGGCGCCAGCGCACGAAAUAGAUCUACAAAAUAAGGUUUUGGAAAAUUCAAGUUUAAAUAUCUACCAAUCAAUUAAGAAUGGUUUCCGACUAACUGAGGUGGUUUGGAUGAUUUCUGACGGCUUCCAAAGGCGGAGUUCCGGCGGACAGAAGGAGAUUUCCAGAAAUAAAUGUUUUCCGGAGAGAUAA
Molecule: messenger RNA, 321 nt
Organism: Vicia faba (fava bean)
Lineage: Eukaryota; Viridiplantae; Streptophyta; Magnoliopsida; Fabales; Fabaceae
Source: the annotation of a GenBank genome assembly